This is a messenger RNA of Drosophila navojoa, 1169 nucleotides long. RefSeq names its product ras-related and estrogen-regulated growth inhibitor. Gene Ontology annotation, molecular function: GTPase activity; GTP binding. The record is from RefSeq and is a predicted model, not a curated record. NCBI's taxonomy places the organism in Eukaryota, Metazoa, Arthropoda, Insecta, Diptera, Drosophilidae.
UCCUGUUGCAAUUAUACGGGCAUUCAAAAAGGUUACUUCAAUCAUCUGGAGUCAGACGUCAUUGUCUUAGCCUGAGCUCCUGGACUUGUCGAGCUGACUCUGCUGACGGCCCAGCAAAAUGAAUGCCACCUCGCCAAAGUCGUCGCUGGUCAAACUGGGUCUGCAUACCAACAAACAGAAGACGCUGAAGGUUAUGGUGCUCGGCCAGAGUGGGGUCGGUAAGACGGCGAUGGUCGUGCGCUUUAUAACGCGUCGCUUCAUUGGCGAAUACGAUCCCAAUUUGGAGAAAAUCUAUACGUGCCAGACAACGCUGGACAAGGAGUCGGUACAGUUUGACAUACUGGAUGCCACCGGGCAGCUGCAUGAACUGGACGGCGUCACCCUGGAGUCGAAUAUACGCUGGGCCGAUGCAUUCAUUCUGGUCUACUCCAUCACAGACAAGUGCUCCUUCGACGAGUGCAGCCGCCUCAAGUUUCUCAUCAACUACAACAAGCGACGACGCAAACUGGGCUCCGCCAGCAAGGAAUACGCCUUGGACAUCCCCGUCAUACUAGUGGGCAACAAGACAGAUCAGACUGGCGAUCGAAUGGUCAGUCUGGAGGAGGGACAGCGUCGCUUCCGUGAGCUCUCCUGCGCCUGUUUCCAUGAGAUUUCUGUGAGAGAAAGCGUCGAUCAGGUGCAAAACGUAUUCCGUGAUGUGUUCCGCUUCUGGCGUGUGUUUAGUAAAUUUCCAAAGCUCAAACGUUCCACCAGCGAUGUGGCGCAUGAGGCCGAUGGCAACCUGACGCCCGAUGCCGGCUCCUGCUCCUUCUACGAUGCGACGCCGCUGGGCGUGGCCCGGCGCUCGUUCCUGGUCAUUGGCAGCGCCUGCCAAGAGGAGAACAGCGCCGAUCACACCGAAUCCACCGACGAUAUAGCCAGCAGCAGCCUGGACAGCUCACACAGCAAUAUCGAUGCGCCGUUCCGGAAUCGCGCCUCUACCGAUGGCACCCUGCUGUCCCGGCCCCGACGCUGGCGCUACCCGCCGCCCGGCUGCCUAAUGCCGCACACAAAUCGCGUCGAGCGCCGCAUGAGCAUCUCGACGAGAGGCAGCAAUGCCAGCUACUGAAACUCACUUAGAUAGUCCAAAUGUUGCGCCAAAUAUAUCUCUAGCCAAAUGUUGAAUAUAA